GAGACUCCGCCUCAGUCGCUCGACGGAUACAAAAGCGCUCAGAAUGCUCCUUCUCGUGCUGUGCAUCCUCGCGAUGCCGUGCGAAAAUCACUCGACCCGGUCUUCGUGCCGUGUCGACGAUGUUAUACUUGAAUUUAUCGUUAACGCAACACCUGUCCUGUUCCCGCCUUCGAGGAUAUCCCUGUACCUGUGUAUCGAUUACGAUGACACGAUCGAAUUAUCGAGGAAGAUGUCGAACAAUCGCCUGACUCACGGCAUUCACAACUCCUUCGAGAAAUUCGACCGGAGGAUUCACAACAAUCUGGAACAUCGGAACCUGUAUGCUCUGGACCUGCACUGUGACUACGCCAUCAAGAUGUUGCAACAGGCGCAUUCGGAAAGGAUGUUCGUUGCCCCGGCCAAGUGGAUGCUUCUACAAGAUCGAAGGAUUGACGACACUAAUCUAACUUCCACGUACGGUAUUUUGGUAUCGGACGUCUUCGAGGAUUUGGCCGUCUAUCCUGACAGCGAUGUGGUCCUCGCUCAAAGGCUCAACGAUAAUUUUAUCGAGCUGACGUCCGUGUAUCGACCGAGUUCUCAGCGAGGCGUGAUAUUAGAAAAUCGUGGCAAUUGGUCGCUCGAAAAUGGACUACAGAUGAGGACCCACGACGUAGCCUCGGCACGCAGACGGAAUCUUGGACAGACGGAGCUAAAAUCUAGUAUUGUGCUUACGAAUCCGGACACAAUAAAUCAUCUAACCGAUUACGAAAACAAGCACAUAGAUUCCAUCACAAGGAUUAAUUAUAUUUGGAUACUUCACUUGGCUAAUCGGAUGAACGCAACGAUGAGCUUCAACAUCACAAAUACCUGGGGAUAUCUAGACGAGAACGGAUCUUGGAGCGGGAUGAUGGGAAUGCUGCAACGACGCGAGAUCGACAUCGGCACUAGCAUGUACUUUCUGACGAGUCGCCUAAACGUGGCGGAAUAUAUCCAAUUGUACACACGUACCGGCACUUGCUUCGUAUUCCGACGACCCUUGCUGUCGACCGUGAAAAAUAUAUUCGCCUUGCCCUUCGAGCGAAACGUCUGGAUAGCGAUCGCAGUGUUCAUACUGUUGGUCGUUUGCUUGCUGUAUCUAUCUACGAUAUGGGAAUAUAAUCGAGAUUCUUCAAGAAAAUCGGCGAGCUACUACGGCCAAUACAAUUCCAAGCCGACAAUCGACGAUAGUCUUCUCGUUAUUCUAGGCGCAUUCGCGCAACAAGGAUACUCGUACGAGCCGUAUCGAGUCGUAACUCGAGUCACCAUUCUCAUGCUACUGUUAGCUUCUCUCAGUCUUUACGCGGCUUAUACGGCGAAUAUCGUGGGUCUCCUGCAAUCCACCACAGAUUCCAUCAAGACUCCCAAGGAUCUCUUACAUAGCCCAUUAAGUCUGGGCGUGCAAGACACCGUGUACAAUCGACAUUACUUCAAGUCCUUUCAAGAUCCCGUGAGGAAGGCGAUUAUGCAGAAGAAAAUCGAGCCGAAGGGCCGCAAGCACGAAUGGAUGAAUUUGGAAGAGGGAGUGCGUCGCAUCAGGACCGAACCUUUUGCGUUUCACGGUGUAAGAGGCCCGAUAUAUCAUUUAAUGCAAGAGACGUAUCGCGAGGAGGAGAAGUGCGGCAUUACCGAGAUCGAUUAUCUCAACUUGAUAAUGCCGCUUCUUGUGAUACAAAAACAAUCCCCUUAUUUGGAGAUAAUAAAAAACGGGGCUUUGAAGCUGCGAGAAUACGGGCUCAAGCAACGCGACGAGUAUCGUCUAUACACGGAAAAGCCCAAGUGCUCGAGCAAGACCAGCUUCAUCACCAUCGGUUUCACGGAAUGCUACUUCGCGCUAGUCGCGAUGGGUUACGGAUUGCUUCUCAGCAUAAUCGUGUUUGCACUCGAGCUGUUGUGGCAUAGGAACAACCUGUUCAUUUCCGUUGAACGUCGAUGCGGACGAAUACGCGAGCCAUCAAUUUGUGAGAAUCCCGUGUGCGAAAUGUCGCUAUUUAAGACGAAAGAGUGGUGGCGUACCAGAGCGGGAGUGAACGAGUCCUUCGACAGACGUAGCUUGCUGAUCGCGCCGUUGUUCGGCCCUGACAAAAAGGACGUCAUCGUGAUCGGCAGCCACAGCGGCUACCUGAGAAUAUAUUGCCCGUCGUCGCAAUGGCUGGACGAGAGCAAGGAGCCGAGCGGCUACAAAUCUUCGGACCUCAUCAUCGAGACACGGAUCAGCGAGUGUCUCGUUGAUAUGAAGACAGGAAAAUUCGUCUCAGGCUCGCAGGACACUCGACUCGCGAUACUGACACCCGCCAAGCUUGUCGUUUACAGUAUCAUUUUGAGCCAAGGAUCCGUCGAUCACGGGGACCGCUGCGACUUGGAAGUCGCAUACGAGCAUCCGCUGUCGCGAUUUCCGACAUCUUUGACGACAGGCCCGUUUGGCGGCGUGCGGGGUCGGGACUUUCUCUGCGUCCAGUGCCUCGAUGGCGCACUCUUCUUCUACGAGCAGGAGACCCCCGCCUUCAGCCUGGUUCUCGGGAAUCGACUGCUGCCAGAGCCGAUAGUCUACGUUUCGCGGAACGACGUCUUCGUGACGCCGAGCUCCUCGUGGGUCCUUGGGUGCUACAGAUACAAAAGCAUGGCGGAAUUCGGCAGCAACAAGGAUCGCGCAGAGGGUCCGAAGCAUCUGGAGCCGGACUGGAGUUACAAUAUCGGGGAGGCUGUUCUUGACAUCGACGCCGUCACACUGAGCAGCUUCGAGGUCGGGAUCGUCGUGCUCGGCGAAAAGAAUCUCUACUGUCUCAAGGACAAUUGCGUCUCCCUCAAGUACGCGAAAAGGCUUGAGUACAAGGCCCUCUGCUUUCAAGCUUAUGUGAUAGAACCGGAUGGCAAGCUGAUGGUGCUCGUAAUCGCUGACACAAACACCCUGAUGAUUUACGAGGGUACGACUCUCAAGUGGUCGGCUCAGCUACCUCUCGCUCCGGUCGCCGUAACUCGAGCGCAUUUUCAGCACUUAAACGGCGUGAUAGUCGUACUGUCCGAGGAGGGCCAACUGGAAGCCUGCUACUUGGGCUCCGAGCCGUCGUUAUUUAUCGCGCCUCCUCUUCAUCGACGCGGUUACGAUUACGUGGCCGCUGAAGAUGAGCUCAUGGAGCUCCGCAAGUUGGCGAAGAGAAGCAAGGCUUCCGGCAAUCAGCUGAGCGACAUCAACUUGGACGCCGAGCUGAUCGUGUCCGUGACAGUAUCGCCGGACUUGGAGCCAUAUCCGAAACAAAACGACGCUAAGGACGAGUCGACGGAGGGUCGUAACUUCGUGUGCAGGAUCGGCAUAGAAUUAUCGUCGUAUACGACACUUCGCGACGUUCAAGUGUGCAUCGAAGUCUCGAGACCGUUCGUCGUCGAGAAGGAUUGCUACAUUAUUCCCAAUCUUUGUAACCGGCAAAUGCUGCACACGACGAUCCACGCGAACGCGGACCUGCCGUCGAUGUCGUCGGACGUGAGAAUCACGGCGAGCUACGAGACGGAUCGUGGGAGCCUGCGCGUACUUCAGAAAACGGCCCAACUGCCCCUGAAGAUGAUGCUGAGGGCCUGCCCACCCGAGAACACGUCCACCUUCACGGCAACCAUCAAGUGCAGCGAGCCCCUCGUCUCUUUUAGCCAGCUGUUUCCCGAGCUUACAGGGGAGAUACAACGGCAAAAUUGGAACGUGCUCGGCUUGCAACACGUGCAAACCGGCAGCGUGGUGACAAUCGUUUCCGGCGCUACUAGCAAUCGGUACCGAGUGCAGUCGAACGACGGGCUCGCGAUGGCCUUGGUGGUUCAGCAGCUGCUGAAUAGGCUCAAAGACAAGGCCACAGGGAACUUUACGACCACUAUCGCGCAUAAUCACGUACAGUUGGUUCAAUCGCAAAUGGAGGCGCACUUUCGCAGUCGCCAGGAAGCCGACAGAAUCGCGAGCGAGAUCGGGUUGCUGUCGACCCAGUUGAGAAACAUCGAGAGGAAGUUGCUGCGCGCCGUGAGGGAGAGGAACACCCGGUCUUUGGCCGCGACCGGCCUCCCGUUCCUCUUGGAGUCGACCUAUCGCGCGAUCUUCGCGCUUCUGGACGAUCUCGCGAUCGCACGAGCGGAACGCGAACGCACCGGCCACGGCCUGCAGUGCGCCGUGAGGUUACUGCUCCUGCUGCUGCGCCUCAAUGUAAACGACGAUAAGUACGCGAUGCUCGAAGCGGCGAUCGGAUUCGAGCCGCAGCUGCGCGACGAGCUCGACUGGGAGGAAAUCGCCGAUGCCGGCCUGUGCACCUUGCUUCGGUCUACGUCACGAAAAUCCGGCCACCUGGAAGCGACAAAACCCACGGCAUUGAGCAAAAUGACGUCUGUCAAGGAAUUUGCGAAGCUGAAGAAACGUCUGGUGCACGCAGUCGAACGUCUCGACAGCUGUCGGGAAGUCACCGAUCUAGCUGAGAACGAACAACUGGAAGCUGGUGAACGUGCCACCUCUUAAACAUCUCAUCUCAUCCAAUUUCUAUUUCUUGCGAAUUCACAAAUGUGUCUCUCAGACUCAUUAAAUAAAAUCGGACUUUCUCGAAGAGAAAGAAGAGCGAUUCACCAAACCGA
Odontomachus brunneus is the source of this 4611-nucleotide messenger RNA. RefSeq names its product protein PTHB1-like. Gene Ontology annotation, molecular function: ligand-gated monoatomic ion channel activity. The transcript is spliced from 22 exons. The record is from RefSeq and is a predicted model, not a curated record. The coding region runs from base 44 to 4498 and encodes 1484 amino acids. Gene Ontology annotation, cellular component: BBSome; membrane. Gene Ontology annotation, biological process: cilium assembly. Lineage: Eukaryota; Metazoa; Arthropoda; Insecta; Hymenoptera; Formicidae.